Messenger RNA from Aspergillus terreus NIH2624, 1755 nucleotides. Its product is annotated as glycoside hydrolase family 32 protein. Gene Ontology annotation, biological process: sucrose catabolic process. Gene Ontology annotation, molecular function: sucrose alpha-glucosidase activity. The record is from RefSeq and is a predicted model, not a curated record. The coding region runs from base 1 to 1755 and encodes 584 amino acids. Lineage: Eukaryota; Fungi; Ascomycota; Eurotiomycetes; Eurotiales; Aspergillaceae. The transcript has 2 exons.
AUGGGCAGCAACCAAUCUCCAGGCCAUUCCCACUGCUGGCGCCCUCGUCUUCACCCCUUGCCGGCGAAAGGAUGGAUCAACGACCCCUGCGCGGUGGGGUACAAUCCAAUGACCAAGACUUACCACUUGGGCUUUCAGUGGAAUCCGGACGAUUGCCAGUGGGGGAGUAUCUGCUGGGGGUCCGCCUGCUCAACAGAUCUCCUGCACUGGAAGUUCAUGGCCCAGCCGACCCUCCGUCCCUGCGCGUCCGAUAGUCCGCAGGGUGUUUUUACCGGCUGUAUGGUGCCGUACGACCGUGAUGGAAAGCAGAAUGGUGUGAUUACGGCAUUCUAUACAGCCGUUUAUCAUUUACCAAUCCACUGGACGAGGCAGUAUGUGCGGGGGAGCGAGCGACUGCAUAUGGCUGUCUCACAGGACAGCGGUCAGAGUUGGAAAGCCCUAGAAAAAUCAAACCCUGUGCUGGAAGGUCCACCUGGCUCUCUCGAGGUUACAGGCUGGCGAGACCCGUUCGUUGCUCCGUGGCUUCAUGCGUCGCAGCGUAUUGACUGCUCUGACACUUGUCUCUGGGGCAUCGUUUCUGGCGGCAUCAGAAAUGUCACUCCAACGGUGUUUCUCUACCGCGUGAAUCUGCCACAUCUUCAUGAGUGGGAGUAUAUUGGGCCUUUAAUGGAGCUGGGAUUGAACUUUACCUCCUCCCGCUGGAGCCAUGAUUUCGGCACAAACUGGGAGGUGGUGAAUUUUAUUACUCUAUCGGAGGAAUCAGGAGCAAGCUCGUAUGACUUUCUAAUACUCAGUGCCGAGGGACGGAUACCACGACCUGGAAGUACUCGGUCACCCAGUCGAGACGAGAGAGCUCAGAUGUUUCUUUGCGGGGACCUGGACAAGACAGAGGAUGGUGCACUCCGUAUGAAAUUCAAGUAUGGGGGUGUGUUGGACUACGGCGCCUUCUACGCCGGCAAUUCCUUUUGGGAUCCCGUUACCAAUGCUCAUAUCCUCUGGGGCUGGGUGCAGGAGGACGAUCUUCCGCUGGAAAUACGCCGUUGUCAAGGCUGGGCCGGGGCUCUGUCUUUUCCGCGUGUGAUACGCCUAGUUACACUAGACAGCGUGGAGAGUGCUCUGGUUUCCUCUAUUCCGUCAAUUACAUCCAUUGGGCACAAAGCCGAUGAACGCGAUCCGACUCUGUAUACCAUCCAAUACCUGGCUGCGCUCCCGGACCCGCGGAUAGAGAGCCUUCGUCAGGACAAGGUCAAGUCGCCCCUUAACACUCGACUAGAGGAAGACAACACCCCCAUUCUGCUUCACUCUGGUACUGCAUGGAAUCUGGAAGCCUCCUUUGGCAUUGACCUAUCAGUUAAGAAUGUAGGGCUGCGAAUCGUCCAUCCCAAAGAACAAACCAAGGUUUAUUUCACCCCCAAGACUGAAACCCUUCACGUUGACCGGAGUCACUCUACGAGCAUACCUGGCCUCUGUCUCGCAAACGAAGCCGCCCCGCAUACACUCUUUCGCCGUCGAAGUAAAGAUGAUGAGAAUGACGUGUUUGAGUUAGAACCUCUGACCCUCUCAAUGUUUUUUGAUGGAAGUAUCCUUGAGAUAUUUGCCAAUGACCGAACGGCCAUCACGACCCGGGUAUAUCUUUCGGACAACUCGCUCAGCGAGAUCCAGCCGUGGAUUGAGUAUGAGCCGGGUAAAAAUGGAUCGGCUACCGAUUGCAAGCUUCUUUCAUUCCAACUCUGGAAGUUGGAUUCACGCAGUUGA